Rhodamnia argentea is the source of this 2010-nucleotide messenger RNA. RefSeq names its product disease resistance protein RUN1-like. The record is from RefSeq and is a predicted model, not a curated record. Lineage: Eukaryota; Viridiplantae; Streptophyta; Magnoliopsida; Myrtales; Myrtaceae. Gene Ontology annotation, molecular function: ADP binding. The coding region runs from base 1 to 2010 and encodes 669 amino acids. Gene Ontology annotation, biological process: defense response; signal transduction. The transcript has 5 exons.
AUGCAUCGACCCAUUUUUGGGCAUUCUUUCGCCGUGCUCGUGGCACCCAUCCUUCUCUCCGUGCUUGCAUUUUAUCUUCUCAAUAAGAAGAAAGCUGGUGUGCGUAGAAAUGGAGAAGAUGCUGAUACUGGCGCACCUGGUUCGAUGACUACGCCGACAGAAGCUGAUUGUGAUGGAUCUAGUUCGUUGCCGGCAGAAACUCAUAAUGGUGCAUCUAGUCCGUCUCCGACAGAAACUAAAUCUGGUGGAUCUACUUCGUCUCCGAUGGCAACUAGUUCCGGUGGAUCUAGUUCGUCUCCUACAGAAACUAAAUCCGGUGGAUCUAGUCCGUCUCCGACAGGAAUUAGUAAAGGCGCAUCUAGUUCAUCUCCUACAGAAACUAACAACAGUGCAUCUAGUUCGUCGACCGCGACUACUGGAAACCACUAUGAGGUGUUCUUGAGCUUCAGAGGCCCAGAUACUCGAUAUAGCUUCUCGGAUCACCUCUACAAGGGGCUCCUUAGAGCUGGAAUUGUUACUUUCAGAGACGAAGAGGAGCUCCCCCAAGGCGACGACAUCGGACCAGAGAUUUUAGCAGCCAUCACGAAGAGUCAGAUCCUGAUCCCCAUUUUGUCCGAGGGAUACGGUACAAGCAGCUGGUGCCUGAAUGAAUUGGCUCAAAUAAUGAAGUGCAAGAAUGAUAAUGGGCAAAUGGUGUUGCCUGUAUUCUACAAAGUGAAACCAGCUGACGUGGGACAUCAAAUCGGGAAUUUUGGAAAAGCAUUUCAUGAGCGUGAGAAGCGUUUGCUUGAGAGGCCUCCUUUCGACCCAACGAUCUUGGAGAAAUGGAAGAAAGCACUCGGUGAAGUCAGUACCUUGAAAGGAUACGAAGCCGAUGGGUAUGAAGCAGACUUGGUGGAAUCGAUUGUCCGAAAAGUGUUGAGCGAACUGAAGAAAAAGUUUGAGUUGCAUAUUUCUGAGAAUUUGGUUGGAAUUGAUCGUCAUGUGAAGGAGGUCAUGGAAGUUGUGGAUACUAAAAAAUCUCAUGCCACCCUAUUUCUUGGCAUCCAUGGAAUGGGAGGCAUUGGUAAGACUACUCUUGCUAAAGCCAUCUACAACAAGAUUUCCAAUCAAUACGAGCACCGUAGCUACAUUGCUGAUAUAAGGGAAUCAUGGAAGCGUAAUGGCGGACAUUAUUUACGGAAUCAAUUAAUCUAUGAUAUAUCGAAGCGCAAAAAUGAAGUCCGUAAUGAGGAUGAAGGGGUUGAGUACAUCUCCUCCAAGUUUAAAGGUAAAAAGGUCCUCCUUCUUCUUGACGACGUGGAUGAUGUCGUUCAAUUGACGCAUUUGGCCGGUAAAUCCGUGGCCGGUAAUCCUGUGGCCGGUGAUCGUGAUUGGUUUUCUUCGGAAAGUAUGAUCAUUAUUACCACCAGAAACGAGCGUAUUCUUCAAAAGUUUGGGGUGGACCAUAUCUAUGACCACAAGGAAUUGGAUUACGAACAAUCUAUGAUUUUGUUUUGUAAACAUGCAUUUAGAAAGGAGUCUCCUCCAAGGGAAUUUGAGGGCCUCACUCAUGAAGUAGUAUCCAUCACGGGAGGGCUUCCUUUGUCCCUUGAGGGAACAGGAAAAAUUGAGGCCAUUGAUCCGAGUGAAGGCAACUUAGGUGGCGACAUUUACACAGAGAAGCUCAAAUUUCUCAACCUGACAGAUUGUCAAUACUUGGAAAAUACGGACUUCCUCUCGGCUUUUAAGAGUUUGGAGGUUUUGAUACUCACCGCUUGUCGGAGACUGCAGCAAAUCGACUCUUCAAUUGGAGGCAUGAAGGCCCUCCUUCACUUGGACUUGAGCUACUGUAAGAGUCUCACGAAGCUUCCGGAAGAAAUAGGUGAAUUAAAGGCGCUGAAGCAACUCUUUCUAGCAGAAACUCCAGAACUUUCUGCAUUACCGGAAAGCAUAGGAUCUUUGCGGAAUCUAGAAAUUCUAGAUAUUGAAUACAGUGGUAUAGAAGAAUUACCCGAUGAACCGGUAUAG